AUGAUAGACACUCCCGACUACACCGACUCCGAGUCCAACCCCACCGGCGCCAACAGCAUCGCCGGUGACCCCGCACAGCUUGAUGGCCGCAAACGCCGAUGGGAGGGUAAUGCCCUCCGCAAGGAGAUGUUCGGCAAGAAGCACAACCGUUUGGGGGAGAGCAAGGAGGACGACACCAUUCGUCGCUUUCGCUACCUGCUAGGCUUGACGGACCUUUUCCGGCAUUUCAUCGAUACCAACCCGGAUCCAAAGAUUCGGCAGGUGAUGGCAGAGAUUGACCGGCAGGAUCAGGAAGAGUUGGUAAAGGCGGAGGGGCACAAGCGGAAAGGCGGCGCUGGAGGUGGCAGGAAGAGACGGACGGAGAAGGAAGAGGACGCCGAGCUUAUUAGGCAAGGCAAGCAGGAUGGUAAGGAAGCGCAAACCAUCUUCCGUGAGAGUCCGAGCUACAUUCAAGGCGGCGAGAUGAGGGACUACCAAGUGGCUGGUCUGAACUGGCUGAUCAGUCUGCACGAGAACGGUAUCUCCGGCAUACUGGCGGACGAGAUGGGUCUGGGCAAGACGCUGCAGACAAUCUCCUUCCUCGGCUAUCUGCGCUUUGUGCAAGGCAUAACCGGACCACACCUCGUUGUCGUGCCCAAGUCUACCCUAGACAACUGGAAGCGCGAGUUUGCCAAGUGGAUCCCAGAGAUCAACAUCCUCGUGCUGCAAGGAGCCAAGGAUGAGCGUCACGAGCUCAUCAACGAGCGCCUCGUGGAUGAAAAGUUUGACGUCUGCAUUACCUCCUACGAGAUGAUUUUGCGCGAGAAGAGUCAUCUGAAGAAGUUCGCGUGGGAGUACAUCAUCAUCGACGAAGCGCACCGCAUCAAGAACGAGGAGUCCUCGCUCGCGCAGAUCAUCCGUAUCUUCAACUCGCGUAACCGUCUACUCAUUACUGGCACGCCGCUGCAGAACAACCUGCACGAACUAUGGGCGCUGCUCAACUUCCUCCUUCCAGACGUCUUUGGCGACGCGGAAGCUUUCGAUCAGUGGUUCAGCAGCCAGAAUGCGGACCAAGAUACUGUCGUUCAGCAGCUGCAUCGCGUCCUGCGUCCCUUCUUGUUGCGCCGCGUCAAGGCCGAUGUGGAGAAGAGCUUGCUUCCAAAGAAGGAGAUCAACUUGUAUGUUGGCAUGAGCGAGAUGCAGAUCAAAUGGUACAAGAACAUCAUCGAGAAGGACAUUGACGCCGUCAACGGUGCUGGCGGCAAGAAGGAGAGCAAGACGCGCUUGCUGAACAUCGUCAUGCAGCUGCGCAAAUGCUGCAAUCACCCAUACCUCUUCGACGGCGCAGAGCCUGGCCCUCCAUACACGACCGAUGAGCACUUGGUGGAUAAUGCGGCGAAGAUGGUCAUGCUGGACAAGCUGCUCAAGCGCAUGAUGGCACAGAAGAGUCGGGUCCUGAUCUUCUCGCAGAUGUCGCGCGUGCUGGACAUACUUGAAGACUACUCCGUCAUGCGCGGCUACCAAUACUGCCGCAUUGACGGCUCGACCGCGCAUGAAGACCGUAUCGCAGCCAUUGACGAGUACAACAAGCCCGGGUCUGAGAAGUUCCUCUUCCUGCUAACUACUCGCGCCGGCGGUCUCGGCAUUAACUUAACCUCUGCUGAUAUUGUCGUACUCUUCGACUCCGACUGGAACCCGCAAGCUGACUUACAAGCUAUGGACCGUGCCCAUCGCAUUGGCCAGACGAAGCAAGUUGUCGUCUUCCGCUUCGUGACCGAGAACGCGAUCGAGGAGAAAGUCCUCGAGCGCGCCGCGCAGAAGCUGCGUCUCGACCAACUCGUCAUCCAGCAGGGCCGCGCGCAGCAGCAAGCCAAGCAAGCCGCGAGCAAAGAUGAGCUACUAGGCAUGAUCCAGCAUGGCGCCGAGAAUAUCUUCGAGCAGAAGGAAGGCUACGGCGCUUUUGGCAAGAAGGGCGAAGUCAGCGAGACCGACCUGGACGAGCUGCUCCGCAAAGGCGAGGAGAAGACGAAGAUGAUGAGCGCUCGGUACGAGAAGCUCGGUCUCGACGAUCUGCAGAAGUUCAGCUCGGAAGGCACGGGCACUUACGAGUGGAACGGCGAGAGCUUCGUGAAUGCGCGCAAGAAGGAGAUCGGCCUGACGUGGAUCAACCCGUCGAAGCGCGAGCGCAAGGAGCAAAGCUACAGCAUGGACAAAUACUACCGCAAUGCGCUCAUGACCGGCGGGCCGCGACCUGAUCCUAAGCCUCGUGUCCCUCGUGCGCCGAAGCAGGUGGCCAUGCAUGACUACCAGUUCUUCGACGCGCGGCUGGCGGACUUGCAGGAGAAGGAGACGGCGUGGUUCAGGAAGGAGAACGGGAUCCGCGCGCCUCUACCCGAGGGCGAGGAGGAGAACAUGGAGGCCCGGCUCGAAGACCAAGCCCUCGAGCAGAAGAUGAUCGAUGAAGCCGAGCCCUUGACCGAAGAGGAGAUGGUGGAGAAGGACCGUCUGCAAGGCGAGGGCUUCGGCCACUGGAACAAGCGCGAUUUCCAACAGUUCGUCAACGGCUCGGCCAAAUACGGCCGCGACAACUACGAGAUGAUCGCGCAGGAAGUCGACUCGAAGGAUGCGAAGGAAGUGAAAGCCUAUGCCAAAGCGUUCUGGAAACACUACCGUAAGAUCGAGAAUUGGGAGAAGCACGUCUCGGCUGUUGUGGAGGGCGAGCAGCGCGCCGCCCGCGUGAUUGAGCAGAGGGAGAUGCUGAGGAGGAAGUUGAGGAUGUAUCGCGUGCCGCUGCAGCAGUUGAAGUUGAGUUAUACCGUCAGCACUACCAAUAAGAAGGUUUAUACCGAAGAGGAGGAUCGGUUUUUGUUGGUUAUGCUGGAUAGGUUCGGGCUGGAUAGUGAGGGGCUAUAUGAGCGGAUCCGCGAUGAGAUUCGAGAGUCACCGUUGUUUCGCUUUGAUUGGUUCUUUUUGUCGCGCACGCCGCAGGAGUUGGGGAGGAGGUGUGCCACCUUGAUCACGACUGUGACGAGGGAGAUGGAAGGUGGUAAUGCUGGGAAGGAGAAUAAGCGGGCGGUGGAAGAGGUGGAAGAGGAAGAGGAAGAGGAGGCGAAGCCGGUUGUUAAGAAGGGGAGGGUUAGUGGGGGCGGGAGAUAUGACCAGUGCUGCACUAACAUCGACGCGCAGAACAAGGCCGUCAAUGGCGUCAAGGGCACACCGAAUGGGACGUCGAGGGCGGAAAGCGAGGAUACGGUCAUGUCAGGUACUGGUGGGGGAGGAGGAGCGAAGUCGAAAAGUCGUGCUGCUCGUAAGCGGUAG
Baudoinia panamericana UAMH 10762 is the source of this 3297-nucleotide messenger RNA. RefSeq lists its product as uncharacterized. Gene Ontology annotation, cellular component: nucleus; chromatin. Bases 1 to 3297 code for a protein of 1098 amino acids. The record is from RefSeq and is a predicted model, not a curated record. Lineage: Eukaryota; Fungi; Ascomycota; Dothideomycetes; Mycosphaerellales; Teratosphaeriaceae. The transcript has 2 exons. Gene Ontology annotation, biological process: nucleosome organization; regulation of transcription by RNA polymerase II. Gene Ontology annotation, molecular function: ATP binding; nucleosome binding; DNA binding.